This is a messenger RNA of Cinara cedri, 311 nucleotides long. NCBI's taxonomy places the organism in Eukaryota, Metazoa, Arthropoda, Insecta, Hemiptera, Aphididae. The record is from the annotation of a GenBank genome assembly.
AUGUUACACGUUAGAUUUAAAAAUUUAAAUACUUUAAUUAUUAUAAAUACCCAAUAACAAAUGUUUCCAUUAAAUUAUUUAUAUAGAAGAGCAAAGCCGAAAUUUCAGAACACAAAAUGAAUGACUGUGUGAUUAUUCCAGUACCAAAAAUAGACAAAGGACCUUCAGAUCCUGUAAACGCAAUUGGUGUUAUUGUAAAUCAAAGAAAUAACAUGAAUUGUAUAGGGACCCAGCAUGGAUUAUUAAAGAAUGGUUUGGAUCUGGAAAUUUGGAACUGGCCACAUCAAAUUUUAUUAAUGUUGAUCGAGUAA